Messenger RNA from Anoplopoma fimbria (sablefish), 1499 nucleotides. RefSeq names its product hydroxy-delta-5-steroid dehydrogenase, 3 beta- and steroid delta-isomerase 1 (gene hsd3b1). Gene Ontology annotation, biological process: steroid biosynthetic process. Gene Ontology annotation, molecular function: 3-beta-hydroxy-Delta5-steroid dehydrogenase (NAD+) activity. The transcript is spliced from 4 exons. Lineage: Eukaryota; Metazoa; Chordata; Actinopteri; Perciformes; Anoplopomatidae. The record is from RefSeq and is a predicted model, not a curated record. Bases 5 to 1150 code for a protein of 381 amino acids.
AGUGAUGGUGCUGAUGAGACCUGCGAUGUCUCUGAGAGGUGAGGUGUGUGUGGUGACGGGAGCCGGUGGAUUCCUGGGGAAGAGGCUGGUGAGGCUUCUGCUGGAGGAAGAACAAACCGCUGAGAUACGACUGCUGGACAAACAAAUACAGCCGCAGCUAUUAGAGUCUCUGGAGGACUGUAGAGGCGACACAAAGCUGAGUAUUUUCGAGGGCGACAUCAGAGACAGUGAAUUCCUGAGAAAAAGCUGUCGAGGAGCAUCGAUCGUCUUCCACAUCGCCUCCAUCAUUGACGUUAAGGACGCAGUGGAGUACAGCGAGAUAUACGGGGUCAACGUCAAAGGAACGCAGCUGCUUCUGGAGGCUUGUAUCCAGGAGAACGUGGCGUCCUUCAUCUACACCAGCACCAUCGAAGUGAUGGGACCAAACUCCAGAGGCGAUCCCUUAAUCAACGGCAGUGAGGACACGGUGUACGAGUGCGCCCUGAAGUUCGCCUACAGCAAGACCAAGAAGGAGGCCGAGUGGAGAACCCUGCAGGCCCACGGAGAGGUUCUCCAGAACGGAGGCCGGCUGACCACGUGCGCCCUCCGACCGAUGUACAUCUACGGGGAGGGCUGCCGCUUCCUGUUGGGCCACAUGGGCGAAGGCAUACGAAACAACAACGUUCUGUUCCGCAUGUCUCGACCGGAAGCCCUAGUGAAUCCUGUGUACGUCGGCAACGUGGCCGUGGCUCACCUCCAAGCAGCACGCGGCCUCAAAGAUCCACAAAGAAGAAGCGCCAUCGGAGGGAAGUUUUACUUUGUUUGUGACGACACGCCGCCUGUGAGCUACUCGGACUUCAACCACAUGGUGAUGUCUCCUCUGGGCUUCAGCAUUCAGGAGAAGCUCAUGUACCCGCUGUGGCUCCUCUACGCCGUCUGCUUCCUCAUGGAGAUGUUGUGCAUGAUGGUCCGGCCUUUCAAACGCGUCGUCCCGCCACUGAACCGGCAGCUCGUCACCAUGUUGAACACGCCGUUCAGCUUCUCCUAUCAGAAGGCCAAGAGGGACCUGGGAUACGAACCCAGAUACACCUGGGCGGAGGCUCGCAAACGCACCACCGAGUGGCUGGCGUCAGAGCUGCCAAUGGAGAGGGAGAGAAUAAGAGGAAAUUAAUUCAUUAAAAAGUUGUUUAUGCAUUAUCGGUUUGUGUCUGUUUUUUGUUUUAAGGCAUCCAUAACAACAUUAUCCUGCAGCGAGAGUGAAAACAGUAGUUUAGUGGAGGUGAAUGCAUCAAAAACAUGGCAAUCAUCUCCGUUAACGGCCCUUUUUAAGGCACCAUUUACUAUUUUUAUGUUGUUUGAGCGUCUUUCUAAUUAUUCUAAUAAGUUAAACACAUUUUUGUGGAGUCACCAAAGUUACAUGUUCCGACACAUCUGUGGUUUAGUUGAGGAUAAGCAUAUACUCUUUCAGUACUUUUUGAGGGGAGAGGAGGGUUGGACUGAUAGCACGCUUUUUUGACUCA